AUGACAGAAAUAGCAAAUCUUCUACAGGUUCCAUUAAAACAAGGGACAAACAAAAAGGGUGCAUAUUAUAAUAGAACUAUGAAAGUUCCAGAUGGAAUGAAAGAAUUAGUCCACAUUGUUGCCGGUCUUCAAAAGGAUGUUAAACAAAUGAGAAACGUUUUAACAUUACCAGAAGCUCAAGCAUAUGCCAAACGUCAUGGUCCAAAU
Trichomonas vaginalis G3 is the source of this 207-nucleotide messenger RNA. RefSeq lists its product as uncharacterized. The annotation marks the transcript as partial. The transcript has a single exon. Lineage: Eukaryota; Parabasalia; Trichomonadida; Trichomonadidae. The record is from RefSeq and is a predicted model, not a curated record.